Molecule: messenger RNA, 722 nt
Organism: Caenorhabditis sp. 36 PRJEB53466
Lineage: Eukaryota; Metazoa; Nematoda; Chromadorea; Rhabditida; Rhabditidae
Source: the annotation of a GenBank genome assembly
AUGAACACAUUCCUCGUUCUCCUGUCCCUCUUCGCUUUCUCUUCUGCUCAGUUCAGCUCUUCUGCGCAGACUGAGAUUGUAAAUGAGCAUAAUUCGCUGAGAUCUUCAAUCGCUAAAGGUACUUUCGUGGCUAGGGAAACAACGGAACCGGAAGCGGCAGACAUGCUCAAACUGAAGUGGGAUAACUCGCUCGCAACAUCAGCCCAGAACUAUGCGAACACGUGUCCGACUGGCCAUUCCGGAGAUGAUGGGAUCGGAGAGAAUAUCUUCUGGUCGUGGUCCAGCGGAUCGCUCGGAUCUCUCGAUGAAUACGUGGGUCUGCGGGUCUAUUCAACCUGAUUUACUCCGAUUUCAGGGAGUCACUGCUUCGGACUCGUGGCAACAAGAGUUUCAAGAUAACGGAUGGACUUCCAACGUUCUUGAUGUCGCGACUUUCAACACUGGAAUAGGACAUGCCACGCAGAUGGUCUGGUCGAAAACUGGAUCAAUUGGGUGCGGAGUCAAGAACUGCGGGCCGGAUCCGAGCAUGAACAACUGGAACCAGGUGGUCGUAGUGUGUCAGUACAAACAACAGUAAGCUCUGAGAAAUAUACUGCAUCAAAGUUUGAAAUGUACCUUUCAGGGGAAACAUUCUGAACUCGCCAAUCUACAAAAAAGGAAGCACUUGCUCGGCCUGUCCUUCUGGAACUUCUUGCGAAUCCUCUUCUGGGCUAUGUGCUUAA